AGCACGUGGGUAAACAGGACGUGCUUUUGCAUUUCGCGGGUGGUGUGGAGAAGCUGUGUGUGGAAAUGGCGGGUGUGAAUGAGAUGGAGAAGAAACUGGCCGAAUAUAAAUGUGACACCAACCAAGCAACGUGCUUAAAAUUAGUGCGUUUCCCAGAGGACAUAGAGGACGAAAGCACAACCUUCCACCCUGAGUACAGCCAUCAACUGUUUGGUGAUGAUGAAGUGGCCUUUGGCUACAAAGGUCUUCAGAUUCAGCUGUACUACACUGCAGGCAACCUGAGCACGCUGUUCAAAGUGAAAUACUCUGCCAGGGUCACCGAGAAGUUUGACUGUGUGGAGCCUGAUGAUGUCGAGGGGAAGAUCAGAGAAAUCAUUCCUCCUGGUUUCUGCUGUAACACGGACGACUUUAUCACUCUCUUGGAAAAAGAAGCAAACUUCAAACCAUUUGGCAGCCUCUUGCACACUUACAAAGUUCACAAUGUGGACGAGGGAGCAGACCUCACCUACCAAAUACAUAAGGUGGAUAUUUCAUGCGCAGGGUUCAGAGAGUACCAUGAGCGCCUCCAGACUUUCCUCAUGUGGUUCAUUGAGACAGCCAGCUUUAUUGAUGUAGAUGACGAUCGCUGGGACUUCUUUCUUAUUUUUGAGAAGUACAAUAAGGAUGGGGAGACACUCUACGCUACGGUUGGCUACAUGACAGUGUAUAAUUACUACGUAUACCCAGACAAAACCAGACCACGUGUCAGUCAGAUGCUGAUCUUGCCACCAUUUCAGGGCGAGGGUCAUGGAGCUCAGCUGUUAGAAACAGUCCACCGGUUCUACUGCAACUCACCUAAAGUGCAGGACAUCACAGCGGAGGAUCCCUCUGAGAACUAUGUGAAGCUGAGGGACUUUGUGCUGGUGAAGCUGUGCAUGGCCUUGCCCUCCUUUUCCACAGAGAAACUGGCUCAGGGCUUCAGUGAGGAGAUGGCUGUGGAAGCACGAGAGAAACUCAAGAUCAACAAGAAGCACGCCAGGCGAGUGUAUGAGAUUCUGCGGCUAAGAAACACUGACAUGAGCGACGAGGAGAAGGCCAGAGAGUUCCGGCUGGAAGUGAAGAAAAGACUCUUUGGGCCGUACAGGAAGAACCAGCGUGAGCUGACGAAGAUGCGUAAGUGUUUGCGUCCAGAGGAGUUGGCCUCUCACAUCAGUCAGAUGGACACAAGACUACAGCAUGAAGAACUGGAGAAGAGCUACCAGGAGGUUCUGGCAGAGUACCGCAGAGUCCUCGAAAGGCUGGCUCAGGCAUGAAUGCACACACACAUUCACAAUACCUCUUGUGGAGUACUAGAAGACCCAGAAGUCUUGGAUCUCUCUGAACCUGCUGUAGGGACUAGGUGAAAAUCUGAGCGCUCACAAACACAUAGAUACAUACAUCUGCCAACAGCAACACCCUUUGCGAUCUCCCUCCCCCCUUUUGUGUGCCACAUCGAUAACUAAUAACAUGGCCUAGAACUUGACCUGUUUCUGUGUGUGUGUGUGUGUGUGUGUGUGUGUGUGUGAGAGAGAGAGAGAGAGAAAGAAAGAGAAGGGGGGAGGGCGAACGGAGGUCACUUCGACCUGGCCUGUUCACUUGUUGCUGAUUUA
Messenger RNA from Colossoma macropomum (tambaqui), 1628 nucleotides. It is a transcript of the gene hat1, whose product is annotated as histone acetyltransferase 1. Gene Ontology annotation, molecular function: histone H4 acetyltransferase activity; histone binding. NCBI's taxonomy places the organism in Eukaryota, Metazoa, Chordata, Actinopteri, Characiformes, Serrasalmidae. The transcript has 11 exons. The record is from RefSeq and is a predicted model, not a curated record. Gene Ontology annotation, biological process: subtelomeric heterochromatin formation. Gene Ontology annotation, cellular component: nucleus. Bases 66 to 1292 code for a protein of 408 amino acids.